Lepus europaeus (European hare) is the source of this 527-nucleotide messenger RNA. RefSeq names its product cytochrome c oxidase subunit 7B2, mitochondrial. Lineage: Eukaryota; Metazoa; Chordata; Mammalia; Lagomorpha; Leporidae. The transcript is spliced from 3 exons. Gene Ontology annotation, biological process: mitochondrial electron transport, cytochrome c to oxygen. The record is from RefSeq and is a predicted model, not a curated record. Bases 168 to 413 code for a protein of 81 amino acids.
CGCAGCGUUUGCCUCCGCGCCAUCUUGUCUCGCCUGGCGUCCCUCAAGCUGUUGGAAGCUGAAUCUUCAACUUCCUGAGGAGAACAUCUGGACAUAAAGAGCUCCUACCAGGUCUCUUUGCAACAAAAUAGAGUAGCUGCAAUCAACUGCAAUCCCGUCACAACAUCAUGAUGUUUCUUUUGGCCAAAAAUGCACUAAGUAGUCUCAAGAUUCGAAACAUUCAGCAAAUUAUGGCAAGACAGAGCCAUGUGAAACGCUCACUGGAUUUUCAUGACAAGUACGGCGAUGCUGUGCUAGCCAGUGGAACCACUUUCUGUGUUGUUGCAUGGGUGUUUUUAACCACACAGAUGGGAAUAGAAUGGAACCCAUCCCCUGUAGGCAGAGUUACACCCAUUGAGUGGAAUGAUGAGUAACCAUCUCAGUUACUGUAAUAACAGAAUUCUUUCAAAACCAAUUUGUCAUGUAAGCACUCUGUUGCUCAUUAAAAUAGAGAAUAAUUGAAGAAAUAAAAUACUUUCAAAAUCUUA